Molecule: messenger RNA, 698 nt
Organism: Telopea speciosissima
Lineage: Eukaryota; Viridiplantae; Streptophyta; Magnoliopsida; Proteales; Proteaceae
Product: protein DMP4-like
Exons: 1
Coding region: 6-692 (228 amino acids)
Biological process (GO): endomembrane system organization
Source: RefSeq, a predicted model, not a curated record
AGACAAUGCCCUUAGCACUCGAUGAUAAUGAUGCAACCCGCAAAGUUCUAAUCGAAGGUGGCAACAACAAUGACUACGAUGACUACACCAACCCAGAAAUCGACGAUGAUGAUGACGAUGAUAGUGUCGAUGAGACUUCUUCUUUCCUCUAUGUCAUCAAUACAAUCCUAAGCGGCACCGCUCGCCUCAACGUUCUCUUGCCCACAGCAACCAUCCUCGCAUUCACCAUCUUUGCUCCUCUCCUAACCAACGAUGGCAAAUGUGAUAACUUUAACCGUUGGCUCAUGGCUGUCUUCCUUGGAAUAUCAGCAGCUUCAUGUGUUUUCUUCACAUUUACAGAUAGUUUUCGAACAGCUUCAGGGAGAUUAUAUUAUGGGAUUGCAACAAUUAAUGGGAUUUGGACGUUUAAUUAUGGAGGUAGAAAAAGACCAUGUAGGCCAAGUGAUUAUAAGCUAAGGUGGGCUGAUCUCUUCCAUGCAUCUCUUUCGUUGAUUGCGUUUUUAACGUUUGCAGGUUCGAAUUAUGAUGUUGUGUUGUGUUAUUAUCCUUCAAUGCCAAGGAUGGUGACCAACACGGUUCCUCUUGUGGUUGGAUUUGUUAUAAGUGUUUUGUUUGUAGUGUUUCCUUCCAAAAGAAGGGGUAUUGGGUAUCCUUUCUUGCUUAGGAGGGACGCUUUGUACUUUCGAAGCUAAGAUAGA